AUGAGUAUCAAGGGCAAUCCAUACAAGGAGUCUAUGCGACGCCUCGUUACUUAUGUGGGACUCCCAGACUACGGAACAGGGCAAACAGUGUGCCCGCCUCCCUCAACUGGGACGGAGGCAUUGUACUUCCAGACUUCAGAGUCACCAGAGUGGAGAGCGCACCUAGAGUCACUUCCAUGUGGAGAACGGCAUAAAGCUUCCGUUCGGCGACGUCUCUCUGCACGCUUAUGGUUUGCGGCACAAAAUGACCUGUGUUUGUGGUGCUGGUUUACAAGAAGCAUGUGCAUGUGCCCUCAGCUUGAGCAGCAUCGGGCACAGAUAGUCUCUGAUCAGUUGCACUCAGACGUGAAAGUGACGAUGGUAAUGCACGCGGCGGAAAUGAUGCGAGCAACAAACUCGGGGCAUAUUGCAGCCUUUAUUUUAGGUGCUUCCGUCCGUGUUUGGGGCGUGGAAGAAGAUGAUUUGUAUCUGGAAGGGUUAUCGGUUGUAGAUGAGGAGGACAGCGGCUUCUGUAUAGCUUCUUUAUACCCAGAGUCGGGCGCCAUGCUGGUGGAGAACUUUGUACAGAGCCUUUUUCAAGGCCAGAAAGUUCACUUGCUUCUUUCGGAUGGAACUUGGGGGCAGGCUAACUCACUUAACCGGCACAUUCCUCAGCAUAUUCCUCGGGUGGCACUGGAUGUGGAUGGAUCAUACACGUCGCUUUUUAAAGCCUUGCGCAAAAGGACAAGAGAAACGGGUGUUUCGACACUUGAGGCCACGGCCAUGGCUAUGGAACAAUGCUUACGGGGGCUAAAUAGCGACUCCACCGAAACUGCAUCCUCUAUCAUGAGUGUUUUAACAACAGCUAUGAAGCAGUUUGUCGACCUAAGGUGUCUGCUGAAGUUUCGGGAUGUCUGUUUUGGGCAGGAAAAGGCCGUAGUUUCCAGUUUCAUUGAACAACGCGACGCCUGUCGUCGUAGCGCGUCGUUGGAUCGCCUUAGAAUACUACAUCAGAAGGCCUGUAACGAUCCUGAAGCACGAAAAUUACUUCUUCCCCCCGUCUUAAACUACUGCUACACGUGUGAUGUGGUUGUGGGAUGGCAUCGUAUGGUGGAACAUGCGCUGGGCAGAAGCCACCGAGAAGCGUUAGGGGAAAGCCUGCCCUCUACGCCUAGUGAAUGGUCGCGUAACCGUGUCUGCACGCCGUAUCCCAUAACGUUUAAUGGGUAUUUGAACUCCAAGUGA
Messenger RNA from Trypanosoma rangeli, 1224 nucleotides. RefSeq lists its product as uncharacterized. The coding region runs from base 1 to 1224 and encodes 407 amino acids. The transcript has a single exon. The record is from RefSeq and is a predicted model, not a curated record. NCBI's taxonomy places the organism in Eukaryota, Euglenozoa, Kinetoplastea, Trypanosomatida, Trypanosomatidae.